Drosophila bipectinata is the source of this 1802-nucleotide messenger RNA. RefSeq names its product transcriptional regulator ATRX homolog. Lineage: Eukaryota; Metazoa; Arthropoda; Insecta; Diptera; Drosophilidae. The record is from RefSeq and is a predicted model, not a curated record.
UAUAUAUUUUUAAAUAAUUGAAUAUUAUUUCAACUUGUGAUAAUAUUUAGUAAUGCUCAGUAUCGGAUACGACGAGCUUUAAGCCUAUAGAGGAUAUUGUAUUACUUACUGAUUAGUGAUUAACUUAAAAGAUUGGAUUGUUAUUCUGAACGUGCUUAGGUAGAUUUUUGUACUUUUUGUACAAAAUAUAUUAUAUUGAUUCAAAGGAUUUGAAAAUGGCCAAAAAAAUUUUAAUUAUUCGCCAUACCAAAGCGACUUUGGCUAGGAUUAAUAAAUUCAAGAAACCUCAGGGGGAGCCCAAUCCUCAGCCACCCCUAACAGCACGAUCUUCGAUUGAACGACCUAUUACGGAACGCUCGCUUCCUCCAAGGUCUCUAACGGAACGAUCGCUUCCUGGAAGAAAACUCACUGCUCGACCCCCUCUGUCUCAGAGCUCCUUGGUGAUUCAGCCAAGGACUUCCAAUUCUGUACCGACAGUCCCGCCCAAAAAACGCAAUGCUCCAAUUAUUAUUCAAACAAAAUCUACCAUUGGCCGGGCCAAUCGGUUUAAGGCUCCAGAGCAGCCACCACAGAGGUCUCAAUCAACCAAUAAUCGUGGAAUGAGGCCGAGGAUCAUACAAGCUGAUAAGAUUCCGGUUACAUCACAGUUGCUUCCAAAAAUGAGUUCCUUGCGCUUAAAUCUAUCGGUUGGCAGCAAUCUGUCGGUUGGCACCGAGAAUUCGGAAGUGAAAUCGCAAUCAAAAAGGAGCAAGGAGCCUAUAAAAGUUAGGCAGAAUCGGUCAUCUAUAGUACGAGCAAAUAGAUUGAAUUCUACUGAAGAGCAAGCUAGGGCUACAAGGAACGCUAGAAGGGGGUCACAGAGCCAACGUUCUCGUCGACAGAGAAGCCCAAGUCCGGAGGACGAACAAGUCGUCACCGUUAGUCCUCGAUUAACGAGAUCGUUAACUUAUGACAAAUUACCAUCACGUCGGGCUGGCAAUAAAAUAAUCGAAGAGGCUCUUCGAAGACUCCAAGAACCGGAAGCUCUGCCAGAUACACCACGAGAGGAAAAAACGCCCAAUAGUGAGGAAGGUGUUCCAGAUACACCACGAGAGGAAGAGGCGAUAAAUAAUAAGGAAGAUAAAAUGUCUAUCCAGGAAGACCAGCAAGCUGUUCCAGAUACACCACGAGAGGAAGAGGUGCCCAAUAGUGAAGAAGAUACAAUGGCUAUCCAGGAAGACCAGGAAGCUGUUCCAGAUGCACCACGAGAGGAAGAGGUGCCCAAUAGUGAGGAAGGAAGAGAGGAAGAGGCGAUCACCGAAAAAUAUUUGGUGAGACGUUACACCGAAUACCAAGAAACUUUUCCAUAUACUGAACGAGAGGGAGAUGGGCCCAGUAUUUCUGAUUUCUUUGCCACGAUAACCGAAAGUGAGAGAGAGAAAAUUGAAUCCUUCUUGAGGAGAAUUCAAUUAAGCCAAUGGGAGGAAGCUGUUCCAGAUGCAUCAGAGGAAGAGCCGCCCAAUAGUGAGGAUGAUACCGAUUUGAUCGUUAUCGAUUUGAAUGAACAUCGGUUGCAUAACAGGAAUCCUGUCACAACGCCAGACGCUAACAACGCUGUAUCCAAGCUCUCUGAUAGCGAUGACAAGCGUAAUUGUCCUAAAAAUGACGAUAAUUGUGAAUUAUUAUGCGGCGAAAGCAGCGUGGAGCGUAAUUGUUCCAAAGAGGCCGAUAAUUUUUUUUGUGAAUCCUCAACCAGUGAAGUUACUGAAGAAGAAUUUUCCAAGAAGAAGAAUGAUGAUAACAGCUCAAAUAGCAGCCCCUAA